This is a messenger RNA of Aspergillus pseudoviridinutans, 672 nucleotides long. RefSeq names its product putative DSBA family oxidoreductase. The record is from RefSeq and is a predicted model, not a curated record. The transcript has 5 exons. Gene Ontology annotation, cellular component: mitochondrion; peroxisome. Gene Ontology annotation, biological process: glutathione metabolic process. Lineage: Eukaryota; Fungi; Ascomycota; Eurotiomycetes; Eurotiales; Aspergillaceae. Gene Ontology annotation, molecular function: glutathione transferase activity; glutathione peroxidase activity. Bases 1 to 672 code for a protein of 223 amino acids.
AUGGGCAAGAAAAUCGAAUGUUACCUUGACUGCGUAUCACCCUACAGCUUCUACGCUUUCACGUAUCUCCAGAAAAAUGCAGACGCGCUCGCCUCGCUAGGGGUGGAAAUCGAAUACAUCCCUGUCUUCCUGGGAGGCAUCAAUGUAGGAAGCGGAAAUAAACCCCCAUGGACUCUCCCAGCCAAAGCCGCCUACUCGACGUACGACGGCAAGCGCGCCCAGAAGUACUUCGGGCACAACUUCGAAGUACCCGCGUUCUUCCCUAUCCUCUCGCUUCUCCCCCAACGAGCACUCACAUACAUCAAGCGCCAACACGCCCAUAAACUCGUCCCGGCCUUCCUUGCCUGCUUCGAGACGAUGUGGAACGGCCAACUGGAUAUCUCCAAGCCGGAGAAUCUAGCCAAGGCAUUGGGGAGAGUCUUCUCAGGUGCUGAGGUCGAGGAGAUACUGGCUGCGGCGGCGAGCCCCGAGAUCAAGAACGAGCUUAUGGCGACGACAGAGAGGGUUGUCAAAGAGCUGGGGGCUUUUGGGUGUCCGUGGUUCUGGGUAACUAAUGGGGAGGGAAAAUCGGAGCCGUUCUUUGGGAGUGAUCGCUUCCACUACAUGUGGGAUUUCCUGGAGUUGCCACAUCAGGAUUUAAGGCUGAAGGUUGAGGGGAACGCGAAGUUGUAG